Molecule: messenger RNA, 1584 nt
Organism: Toxorhynchites rutilus septentrionalis
Lineage: Eukaryota; Metazoa; Arthropoda; Insecta; Diptera; Culicidae
Exons: 1
Coding region: 1-1584 (527 amino acids)
Source: RefSeq, a predicted model, not a curated record
AUGUUCCGGCAGAUUUGGGUUCAUUACGAAGAUACUCCACUUCAACGAAUAUUUUGGCGGUCAUCACCCGAAAACCCACUGAUGAUUUAUGAACUAAAAACCAUUACGUAUGGCACUGCAGCAGCACCAUAUUUAGCGACUCGAGUUUUGAAACAAUUAGCCGACGACGAACGUGGAAACUAUCCACUCGCAGCAAAGUCAACAUAUGAAGACUUCUAUGUUGACAACUAUAUCACUGGUACCAAGACUAUAGGCGAAGCAAUAGAGCUUCGGAAACAAAUGGAAGCCAUGUUUGCAUCGGCAGGCAUGCAACUUCGCAAGUGGGCAAGCAACUGUCCGGCAGUAUUAGACGAUCUUCCUGAAGAAAAUCGCGCCAUACUACUGACACUGGAAUUCGACAAGAAUCAAAGCAUUAAGACAUUAGGCUUGCACUGGGAGCCUCACACGGACUUUUUCAAAUAUGUGAUUCCAGAGAAACCAUUCGAUACCACGAUUCCGCUGACAAAGCGUAACAUUCUUUCAUGUAUAGCGAAACUCUUUGACCCGUUGGGUUUAGUUGGUCCAGUAGUACUGACGGCGAAGAAAAUAAUGCAAGCGUUAUGGGGCCUGAAAAACGAAAAUGGAAGGCCACUCGAUUGGGAUCGAGAAGUACCCGAUUCGAUGAAAAUUCGUUGGACUUCAUAUCACACACAACUUCCUCAACUGAACAAUUUGCGUAUUGAACGACUAAUAGUACUUCCGAAUGCAACCUGUAUUGAACUCCACUUCUUUUCGGAUGCGUCCGAAGCAGCGUAUGGUUCGUGUGUAUACGUACGGUCAUUGAACUCAACAGGCGAAAUCAAGGUCACUUUAUUGACUUCACGUUCAAAAGUGGCACCGCUCAAACUACAAAGCAUUCCCCGAUUGGAGCUCUGUGGAGCGUUACUUUCCGCAGAACUAUAUGCGAAGGUAAUGAAGUCGUUACGGAUCGAUGCUCAAGCGUACUUUUGGGUAGAUUCUACCGCAGUGUUGUGUUAUCUAAAGGCGACACCAAGCACAUGGUCGACGUUCGUGGCAAACCGCGUGUCAAAGAUUCAGCAUGCCACGGAAAAUUGUGAAUGGAAUUUCGUGGCGGGUCACAACAAUCCAGCAGACAUUAUUUCACGUGGGCUUUCGCCAUCAAAAUUACUUCAAAGUCAGCUCUGGUGGAAGGGUCCGUCAUGGCUUCAGCAACCCACUGACUCGUGGCCCACUUUUGUUCCUGACAUUCAAACAGAUUCGGAUGUGUCGAAAGAUAUAAGGAAAACGUCAAUUGUAUUCACCGCACCAUCGUCAAUAACACAACCUUUCAUCGAGGAAUAUGUUGUUAGAUUUUCCAAUUAUCAAAAAAUGCUUCGAGUAAUGUCGUACGCUCAACGUUUCAUCAAAAACAGUUCGGUUUCAAAGGCAGAAAGAGAGAAAUCAAAAUUUCUCACAACAAAUGAAGUACGUCACGCAGAAUUGACUAUCAUCCAAUUAGUGCAGCAAGCAAGCUUUCCUGAGGAAUGGAAAUCGCUUCAGAAAAAAACAGAUGGUUUCAAGCAAAUCACGGUUGCGUUGGUUUAA